Oppia nitens is the source of this 396-nucleotide messenger RNA. RefSeq lists its product as uncharacterized. The transcript has a single exon. Gene Ontology annotation, molecular function: zinc ion binding. NCBI's taxonomy places the organism in Eukaryota, Metazoa, Arthropoda, Arachnida, Sarcoptiformes, Oppiidae. The record is from RefSeq and is a predicted model, not a curated record. The coding region runs from base 1 to 396 and encodes 131 amino acids.
AUGUCUUCACUUAACGAUAGUGUAGUAAUUGUAACGUAUGAUUGCUAUGUUUGUCACCGAAGCUGUGACCUACUCAUCGAUAAUMGCUGUCCUCAUUGCAAGUCACGAGUCAUUGAGAAGACCAGUGGUCAGACACCACAAAAUGAAAACAAAAUGAGUGACCAAUCGGCUGAAAAUGUGGUCAACAAGUCUAUCAAAAUGUGUUGUAUAUGUUUGGACCCAUUGGCCGAUGCGAUCAAAGCACUAAAAUGUGGCCAUAAUUUCCAUAAGCAAUGUAUUAAAGGAUGGUUUGCAACGAAACACAACACGUGUCCGAUGUGUCGCCAAAAGGUUGUCUCUCCCGGACCUCCACUAAGUCUUUCAAAUAUUUUAGUGACUCAUUCAUCAAACACUUGA